Somion occarium is the source of this 2791-nucleotide messenger RNA. Lineage: Eukaryota; Fungi; Basidiomycota; Agaricomycetes; Polyporales; Cerrenaceae. The record is from the annotation of a GenBank genome assembly.
UCUGCGUCAGCGGGAUACAUGCACCUGGCUGUUUGACCACGGUGAAUUCAAAUCAUGGCGUUCGAGCGAGUCUGCAUUCCUGUGGCUGCACGGAAUACCGGGAAGCGGGAAGAGCGCGCUGGCAUCAUCCAUCAUCGACGAACUCCAGGCAAAUAAUUCUGCUGACACACCAUUGAUAUACUUCUAUUGUGAUUUCCGAGACGCGAAGAGUACAACUUCAGCAGCUCUAAUCCAUACCUUACUCGCCCAAUUCUUGAGGGCUGGUUGGUCCCAAGAUAUUCAGUCGUUGGCUCAAAUCAAAGCAAGGAGUCCCUCUCCCGCUACAGACAUUCCCGCUCUGCAUACAUUGUUACUCAAAGCCAUUGGUGCCUACACAAGUCCAUUCGUCGUCAUCGAAUCGACGCACUGGACGAGUGCCAGGAUAUCUCGGAAAUCCUGCCCUUGCUGUCAAGGCUACAUGACGAGUCAAAUGUCCGUCUGUUCAUGACCAGCCGCAAGGAGCAUGCUAUAUACGAAGCAUUCAAGGCACUCCCAUCGAUCUCUCUGAAGCAUGAAGCACAACAUGUUCACGAUGAUAUCAAGAUGCACGUCCAAUCUGCAUUACAGUCACGGCCAAAACUUGCUCGUCUGCCUGCUGAUGUCCGCUCAAGCAUUGAGACGACUCUGUUGAGCAAGGCCAAUGGCAUGUUUCGCUGGGUACAGUGUCAGUUGGACUUUCUUAACAGCUGUCGGACCCGGAAAGGUGUUCAAGAUGCGCUCCAUAAUCUACCAAAGGGGUUAUUUGAGACAUACGAGCGUAUUCUGGCGACGAUUGAAAAGCAGGGACCAGAAGUUGCCCAAAUCGCGCGUUCUUCGCUGGUGUGGCUCGUUGGGGCACUGACACCGUUGACCCUGCAACAAGUCAAUGAGGCGAUCAUGAUAGAGAAGGGACGAUAUAUGCUGAACGAGGAGCUUGGAGUCUUCAACGUGAGCGACGUCCUAGAUAUCUGUGGAAGCUUGGUUGAACAUCGUGACGACACCGAUAUUAUCAUUUUGUCCCAUUUUACGGUCAAGGAAUUCCUGACUGGUGUGCUUAUGCAGCCCCCGCUAGAUUUCUUUGCCACGCAGCCGGCGUCGGUAGCAAAAGAAUUGGCACAAUUGACAUUAACCUACCUCUUACUCGAGGAUUUCUCGACAGGUAUCUGCCACACUCCAGGGGCUUACAAUGCUCGACUUUUGAAUCGUCCGCUAUUGAGGUAUGCAGCAACUCAUUGGUACCUGCAUGUCGCCGACAUGGACGAGGAAGAUGAAGAGGUCCUUUUAUAUAUCAAAGACUUAUUCAUGAACCCGGAGAGAUCCAAUAACUAUUUCAGCUUCAAGCAAGUGCAUCAAUUUGAAGGGCGAGAUUCAUAUCGUUUCACGAAGAACGGCGCAGCGGCCGUUGAGAAUACGGGUCCACUCUGGUUCCCACUGUACUACAAUAGUCCUUGGGUCGUCUCAAAUGUUUUACACGAACACCCCGACCUUUUGGAGGCCGAAUUACCUCUCUGGGGCGCCACACCUCUGAUUACCGUCGCGUAUAGAGGUCACACGGCUAUCGGGGAACUUCUGCUGGACAUGGGCGCAGACAUCGAGAAGACUACAACCAGCUUUGUAAUGGACGACCAUACCACUGUCACUCCUUUGUCUGCUGCUGUUGGGCUCGGACAUGUCGAAUUUGUCGAAAUGCUGUUAAAGCGCGGGGCGUGUGUCAAUACUCGCAGUGCACCCACCAACCAGACUCCUCUCCAUGUUGCCGCUUACCGUGGACAGAUGGCACCAAUCUCUAUGCUCUUAGAGCGUGGAGCGGAUGUUCAUGCACAAACAGUAAAUGGAUGGACCGCUCUGCAUAUCGCGGUAGCAGGAGGCAAUGUAGAAGUGGUAGACGUGCUGUUGGCUUCGGGCUGCGAAACUUCUGUUGCAACGACAUUGGGAAAAAGCCCGCUUCAAAUUGCAUCAGACAUUCGGUCGGCCAAGCUAGUGGAGGUUCUCCUCAAACAUGGGGCAGCCAAACAAGCUACGUUGCAACUUGACGCUGCGCAGCUAGAUUGGGCCCAAUCGCAACCAUGGUACUCUUCCAUUGCUCAGGCCAUACGCCUUGAAUCACCAGAAAAGUCGAAUUAUGACUUUCUGGAUGUCUGGAAGGUUAGGCAUAUCCUGCACUCUCAGUCUCGUCUGCCUCCCAAAGUUGUGGAUGUAAUUCUGGAUGACGCCGAGUAUUGGGCUUGCAGCGAAGUUGUACACCAAUACUUACCACCCAAACGAAUGACACGAGAAUCACCUCAAGAGGCGUUCGUCCGAGUCCGCGUGAAAGGCCGAGGGUAUCCUACGGUUCGCAAGCUUGUUUUUGUUACGAGAACUCAUGACCAAGGCUUCAGCGGAGAAUUGGAGAAUCAUAGCUCGUACCGUUUGUCGUGGACGUGGUUCGAAGCAGGGGUAUCCCGCCGUGAUGACAGUGGUGCCAUGGUGGAGAUCGCACCCCGGCAGCACAUCCAGUUCAAUAUACGUGCAUCGUCAAUUACACAUGUCAAUGCAGUGUGGGAGUAUCGUAAUGCCAGUCCCGAGAUGAAGGCUUGGCUGGGAAGAAUCAUACACGGUGACGAGAUAUUGGUCCUACCAAGAGCUGAAUUUCCUGCUUGGUGUAACUGGGUGGAGGCUAUUAGUGUUAAAGUAUAUACAACCAUAUAGCGUACUGCUGAGAUAUUUUGCACCUUUCAUUAUAUGUGCACUUCGUCACUGAGGCCAUCAAAAACUUGAAAAAAUUCAACGCCGU